AUGACUCAUCCGGAAAGAACUCAGUCAGAGGAUGAUUGGACAAUCUUUGUUGAUGGAUCUUCAAAUCUUAAAGGAAGUGGAGCUAGAAUUAUUGUUGAAAGUCCUCAAGGCGUCACGGUGAAACAUUCUAUUCAUUUUGGAUUCAAAGCCUCUAAUAAUCAAGCGAAAUAUGAGGCAAUUCUGGAUGGAUUAACAAUGGCAAAAGACUUGGGGGCAACGAGAGUAAUCUUGAAAAGUGAUUCACAGUUGGUGGUAGUGCAAGUACAAGGAACUUACCAAGAAAAUGAGGUCUUGAUGGCAAAGUAUUUAGACAAGGUACGUUUGUUGUUAGUUGAUUUUGAAAGUUUUGAAAUUGAACAUAUCCCAAGAGAGAAGAACGCCAGGGCUGAUAUUUUAUCCAAGCUUGCUAGCACCAAAGUCUCUAGGAAUAAUAGAUCCGUCAUUCAACAAAGUGUUCCCAAUCCAAGCAUUGUGAUGGCUGUCACCAAGCGCAAAGCUCGUCCCUUUCACGGUACAGAACACAUGAUAGAUGAUGAUGAAAUAUAA
Messenger RNA from Gastrolobium bilobum, 546 nucleotides. RefSeq lists its product as uncharacterized. NCBI's taxonomy places the organism in Eukaryota, Viridiplantae, Streptophyta, Magnoliopsida, Fabales, Fabaceae. Bases 1 to 546 code for a protein of 181 amino acids. The transcript has a single exon. Gene Ontology annotation, molecular function: nucleic acid binding; RNA-DNA hybrid ribonuclease activity. The record is from RefSeq and is a predicted model, not a curated record.